This is a messenger RNA of Brassica napus (rape), 1963 nucleotides long. RefSeq lists its product as uncharacterized. The record is from RefSeq and is a predicted model, not a curated record. Lineage: Eukaryota; Viridiplantae; Streptophyta; Magnoliopsida; Brassicales; Brassicaceae. The transcript has a single exon. Bases 1272 to 1790 code for a protein of 172 amino acids.
AUUACGAUGGACUAAACUUAUUUGUCUGGCAUAAGUAUCAAUAUAAUGAUUAUCAAAGAUUUUCUUCUAUUUUCUCAAUCUUAAAGCACAGGGAAAAACAUUAGGCAUAUAAAUCAUUAAUCUAUAUAGAAUGCAGGAUUCACUAAUCAUUAAAAAUACUUUUUUGCUAUGGGGCGGAUAGAAAAUCUAGAAAUAAUUUGAUUUCUUGAACAAAGGUUAAACGUUACACAGCAAGGGUUAAACUUGCAUGUGGAUGUUUAUGAAUGGAUUACGACUACUUUGAAAGACAAGUUACCAUACGAAUUUGCUACCGCAUAACUCACUUUAAACACCACUUGUUUCAUCUUACUCUUGAUCUCGACCAAAUAUAGGAUGGUUCAAAUGCAACUAUGCUAUCUCUGAUUCAGCAUCACGAGGAGUUGUCGCAGAUGAAUGUUAAGGGAUCAUCAAAGAGCUUCAAAUUAUUAGGGUUCAGGUACUUCAGGACUAUAUCAAGCGUUGAAGUAGAAGGUAUAAUAGUUGUAUGGCUUUACGAAACAUCAAGAGGGUUGCAAUUAAGUUUGUUUGAAAGGAGAUAUGAAGAUGUCUCAAUACUAAACAUGAUUAAAAACAAGCUUGGAUUGCUAAACUAUUAUCGAUCUAGCUUUCAUCAUGUCAAAAGGAAUUUCAACGUGACAAGCUCAUGUACUAGUUAGAAAGGGACCACCCAAUAACUUUGUUUGGUCAAUGCAGACUUUGCAUUCAGACUACAUUACUUCAAGCUUAAUAUAAUCCUGAUCUCGUUGGAAACGAUGAAAUUGUUAUAUAUGAUAAAUUUGCUUUGUUCAAAUACGUUAAUUUGUCUCUAAGUAUUAGUUAGCUGUGAUAUUCAAUUAUUUUCAUGGGAUAAGUCCACAUCUUCUAUUUUCAUAUUUUGAAGUCAACUGUUGAGUUUACAUUUUUUUUUUCUCUUGCACAUAAUAUAAAAAUACUAGAAUGGGUCUAAUAAUUUGGGGGUUACAAUUAAACAGGCGCCCCAAUUGAGAGUAAGAUAACAUUUAUUUUGCUGUCAUAAUCAAAUUUUAGCUUUUUUAGCAUAGAUUCCAUCAAACUCUCAACAUCUCAUGUUAUAUAUAUAAAUUUAAUUAAUGAAAAACUCGCGUUAUACUUAUUAAAUAGUAUGAUGCAUCUCCGUACGCAAGUGCCAUCAACCAUAUUUUAAGUUUGAUAUAAAUUGUUAAAUUUUCCAAAAAAAAAAUCUUUGUAAAUACUAAGCUAGCUUCUCUUGAUCUAUGUUUAAAUACAGCUUUCUUUUUGUGGUUUCGGAAAGGAGGAACUUUGGAAUCUCUUGUAAGAAAAAUAUGAGCACGAAAAAAGAGAGCAGACUACGCAAGUACAUGAAGGUUCCCAUAAAGAUGGUGGUGAAAGCUAGAGACUUGUACAUACAAAGCAUGAACCAAUUAUCUUCCCAUGACCUUGGCGGCGCCAUGUCUUUGGGAAUACCAGUCUGCUCCGUAAGCUCUCUCUCACGAAGUCUCAGCGCAAGCCACUCCCAAAAUUCCGCGAGGUCUAUAGAGGAUCGUGUAGCUGAACUUGUAAGAUCCGCAUCAGCUAGGAGUACGACCGCUGAUACGCGCCAUGGACCGUCCACGAAAUUGAGGAAGGCUAAGAGUGUGAGAAGUUGUGAUGAUUAUCAUAGGUUUGAGAGAAUUGAUGAGACAAGUCCUUUGAUUAAUUUCGGGCGUAAUCACAAGAUGACUCAAAGGAGUAAGAGUUACAGUGUUGCCAAGUAUACUUAUGCUCUCCAGUAACUAUUGUAUGUAAUAUUCCGUAUCUUGUUUGAUCCAAUGAUUGAGUGGUUUACGUAAUUAAGAGUGAAACCAAUGCGUGUAUUGCUUUGCCAUAUUGUUGUAAAAGUGAAAAUAAAAACGUUAACGUAGUGUCGUUUGUAUAAUAUUUUCAAUAUUCCAUUUUCUUCCAUAUA